GGCGGUCAGUACUAAAUUUCUACAAUAAUUCCUCGACUUUGGUACGAAAAUACUCCGUUACCGUCAUUACCAUCGUCGUCAUCGGACUCUACUAAUCGCUGUACACCGAUCAGCACCACUAAUUCAUCUAUUCGUUUCCUCCCAAAAUCCACAAUCGGAAGAAACUUCCCACUUCGUCAGGUAGCUUGAAAGCUUCUGUGAGCUACUGAUGGCGAAUGGAAUGACAUCAGCUUUAAUAUUAUCUUCAGGAUCCAUGGAACAACAUCAACCACAUAUGUUAAUGAAAAACACAAACACAUUAGAUGGUCCAAUUGCUAUACUCUGGGACAUGGAAAACUGUCCUGUUCCCAAUGACAUACGUCCAGAAGAUGUUGCAGGUAAUAUUAGAAUGGCCUUACGUGUCCACCCCAUAAUCAAAGGAGCUGUUAAUAUGUUCUCUGCAUAUGGAGACUUUAAUGGCUUCCCUAGAAGAUUAAGAGAAGGGUGUCAAAGAACUGGAGUGAAGCUCAUAGAUGUACCAAAUGGAAGAAAAGACGCUGCUGAUAAAGCAAUAUUAGUUGACAUGUUUCUCUUUGCUCUUGAUAAUCCUCCACCCUCUUCCAUCAUGCUGAUUUCAGGUGAUGUUGACUUUUCUCCUGCACUUCAUGUACUUGGUCAACGUGGAUACACUAUGAUUCUUGUGAUUCCAUCUAGGGUUGGUGUUUCUGUUUCUUCUGCUUUGAGUAAUGCUGGUAGUUAUGUCUGGGAUUGGCAUGCUCUUGUUCGUGGAGAAGGCUUUGUGACACCUUCAAGAUCUCAUGUUAAAAACAUAGAUGAACCUAAAAACGAAGAAGAAGCAAUUGUAUAUAAAGGGAUUUCACUUCCUGAAUGCAACAAUUUAUCAAAAUCAUAUAGCCUUCCAUCUGCAUCGAAUUCGAAUAAUGUGAUGUGGGUCCAGCCUGGAGAUUUGAUUGGGUUGAAAGGUCAACUAAUGAAGCUUCUAGAACAUUCCGGUGGAAGUUUACCUCUUGCACGUCUUCCUGCUGAAUACCAAAAAAGUUUCGGAAGACCCCUUUAUGUUUCAGAGUAUGGAAGUGGGAAACUCGUGAAUCUUUUGAAAAAGAUGAGUGAUGUGAUUUGUGUUGAAGGAGAUGGACAAAAGAAGGUUGUGUUACUCAAGAAAUGUUCAAUAGUGGGCACCAUAAAGGAUGAUAAGAAAGGAAAGCAAGGUGUUGGAUCUUCAGAUGAUGAUGAGUUUGAUGAUGAUGAAAGAGUGGUUGUUGAAGAACAGAGUAUUGCAAUUCUGAAUGAGUUUAGGUAUGAGUUGCAGGAGAUACUCGUGAGUUAUUCUUGUAAGAUUUUGUUAAGUUGUUUUGAGGAAAUAUAUCAGCAAAGAUACAAAAAAGCACUGGAUUGUAAAAGAUAUGGUGUGAAUAAGCUUGAGGAACUGUUUGAAAAGGUGAAUGAGGUUGUAGCAUUGCAUGAGGAACCAGUAAGCAAACAGAAGUUCCUGGUGGCUGCUGGUGGCCUCUAGUUAUAUUUUAUAAGAGCCAAAUGAUUACUAGUUAUUUAAUGUGUUUGAAGAAAACUUGCCACAUGGUUCGUUUUAGUAUAUACCUUGUGGCAAUUGAAAUCAAAGUCAUGUUGGCUAACAUGAGAAGCUAUACGAUUUUGUUACAACUUUGUAACAUAUUAAUGACGUAGAUAAAGAAGUUGUAAUUUUGGGUCA
This is a messenger RNA of Lactuca sativa (garden lettuce), 1708 nucleotides long. RefSeq lists its product as uncharacterized. Gene Ontology annotation, cellular component: peroxisome. Gene Ontology annotation, molecular function: RNA nuclease activity. NCBI's taxonomy places the organism in Eukaryota, Viridiplantae, Streptophyta, Magnoliopsida, Asterales, Asteraceae. Gene Ontology annotation, biological process: regulation of gene expression. The record is from RefSeq and is a predicted model, not a curated record.